Myxocyprinus asiaticus (Chinese sucker) is the source of this 1916-nucleotide messenger RNA. RefSeq names its product lipoyl synthase, mitochondrial-like. Lineage: Eukaryota; Metazoa; Chordata; Actinopteri; Cypriniformes; Catostomidae. Gene Ontology annotation, cellular component: mitochondrion. Gene Ontology annotation, biological process: lipoate biosynthetic process. The coding region runs from base 221 to 1393 and encodes 390 amino acids. Gene Ontology annotation, molecular function: 4 iron, 4 sulfur cluster binding; lipoate synthase activity. The transcript is spliced from 11 exons. The record is from RefSeq and is a predicted model, not a curated record.
CGACGUGACGCGUCAUCACCCACUGUCCAAGGCUCGAUCAAACAGUUACCGUUAUUUCAAACGUGUCUAGUUCAUGAACUUUCAGGGAGAAUAUUUAAUUUGAUUUUAUGCAUUAUAAUUUUAUUCGCAAAAAUAAACGACCUUCGUGCGUUUGCCAUAGAUAUAUCCACAGAAUAUGACUGUCAGUUUGAGUUAAUCGAUGUCAGAGUGAGACAGCGUCAUGGCGAUGAUCAGCCGGAGUUGUGUUCGUGCAGGUCGAUAUUCCUCCAGUCUUCUCUUUUUACCGUCAAAAUGCUCUGAGGUGUCGCAUGUUUACUGUAACAGACUGACAAUUGCUGCCAACACAGACACACUCACUGAGAGGAAGAAAGAGAUAAAAGAAGAUGGACUGAACCUGCAUGACUUUAUAUCCGGAGAACUGUCAGAAAAGAGCAAGUGGGAGGAAUACAGGGGCAACCUAAAGAGACAGAAGGGAGAAAGACUGAGACUACCGCCUUGGCUGAAAACAGAGAUCCCUAUUGGAAAGAACUACAACAGACUAAAAAACACACUCCGAGAAUUAAACCUGCACACAGUCUGCGAGGAGGCCAGGUGUCCCAAUAUCGGAGAAUGCUGGGGGGGAGGAGAGUAUGCCACUGCCACAGCAACCAUUAUGUUAAUGGGGGACACAUGUACCCGUGGCUGUAGGUUUUGUUCAGUUAAAACAGCGAGACGUCCUCCACCUCUCGACCCUGACGAGCCGCAUAACACAGCCAAAGCCAUCGCAGCAUGGGGACUGGACUAUGUAGUACUCACAUCAGUGGACAGAGAUGACAUUCCUGAUGGUGGGGCUGAGCACUUUGCAAAGACUGUUUCUAACCUCAAAGAGAGGAACCCUAAUAUUAUGGUUGAGUGUUUGACUCCUGAUUUUCGAGGUGAUCUGGCAGCAGUGGAGAAAAUCGCUCUGUCUGGGCUUGAUGUUUAUGCUCACAACGUAGAAACGGUCAGAGAGUUACAGAGGUAUGUCCGUGACCCCCGUGCUAACUUCGACCAAUCGCUGAGUGUUUUACAACAUGCUAAAAAGGUGAAAGCCGGUUUGCUUACGAAGACUUCAAUCAUGCUGGGACUGGGAGAGACAGACUCACAGAUACAUGCCACUUUGAAAGAAUUGAGGGACGCUGACGUGGACUGUCUGACACUGGGGCAGUACAUGCAGCCAACCAAACGCCAUCUCAAGGUGGAAGAAUAUGUCACUCCUGAGAGGUUUGCGUACUGGGAGAAGAUUGGCCAGGAGAUGGGAUUCGUCUACACAGCCAGCGGGCCACUUGUGCGCUCUUCUUAUAAAGCAGGUGAGUUCUUCUUGAAGAAUCUGCUGGAGAAUAGGAAGACUGAAGGGACAACAACGACAGCAUAGUAAAACUCUUGAACAUCACCUGCCUGACCGUCCUCAUCCUGUCUGUCUGUCUGUCUGUCUGUCUCUCUUCUGUCAGUACAAACAAUAUGAAGCACAGAUUUUACAAAUAAAACACCAUUAUGCUGGAUGUAACAUUCUAUGUGGUUACAAUCAGUUUGAUAAACCAGCCACGGACACAUCCACCAAGCGUGAUCAGGCUUCACAAAGAGCAAAAUAUUUAAUGAUUCUGAUGGCAUUUGAUAUUGGAGGGAGGUAUUCUGGGUAAUGUCAUCUUCUUAAAAGAAGCAAAUGAAGGGCAGCCUGUGGUAUUUAAGAGACUGCAAGUAACAAUGCAAAGCAAUGCAGAUACUAAACAUAACAUACAUGUAUGACUUGCUUCUCUAUAGGGAAUAUUCAAGGAGACAUUGUUUAAAUUAAAGGGAUAGUUCACCCAAAAAUGAAAAUUCUCUCAUCAUUUAAUCACCCUCAUGACAUCCCAGAUGUGUGUGACUUUGUUUCUUAUGCAGAACACAAAUGAAGAUUU